AUGGGUGAGGAGGGUGCGACGACGGUGCCGCAGGACACCGAAAAGCCUGGAGAGGCAAAAGAGGAGCUGCCGGCGCCCGUGAAGCCCGUGACGCAGGCGCCAGUGCAGCUGAGCUUCCAGCCCGGCGCCACCUGUGGCGGAAGUGCCGGGAGUGGGCGGCGGUUCCUGGCGUGGAACGAGCACGGCUGCCUGAAACUGUGCCCGCGCCGGGUGCAGGUGGACUACUUCAAGUGCCGGGACAGAUCGGCGCCCCGGGAGCUGCCCAGCUUCGAGGGGUUGGAGUUCGGGGCGCUGGGGCCCAACUUCUGCGCGCUGAGCUCGGCGCGAAAGGUGCUGCUGCACCUGGCAACGCCGUUCCUCUCCUCCCGCGCCUGCUUCGAGCAUGAGCUGCCCUUCAUGGAGAGGGUGGAGGCUCUGGCGGUGGGGAGUUUCGUGGCAGUCUUCGUGUCUCCGCAGCGGCUGCUCCGGAUCUUCAGCACCUCCUUCCUGCCGGUGGCGGUGCUGGCCAUGUGCGGGGACUGCGUGGCCAUGGUGGGCUCCGAUGAGCGGCUCUUCGUGGUGCUCCAGCGAUGUCGUGGCCGGAGGCGCGAGAACCAGCUCCACUUUGUCCUCCUCGACGUGGAGAAAGGCUCGCGGAUCGCCGGCGGCCCGCUGCCGCUCUCGCCGGCCUCCACGCUGCGGUGGAUCGGCUUCGAGGGCGCGCGGCCGCUGGCCUUGGACUCCGCGGGCCAGGUGCGGGCCCUGCACGGCCCAGGCUGGGUGCCGGUGGCGCAGCUGAGCCCGCAUCAGUGGCCCGUGGAAGCGGAUGGCAAGGUGCUGCGGUGCCUCGAGGCGAAGAACGGCGAGGUCCGCGUGGGCGCGGCAAAGCGGCUCAGCUCCGUGGCUCUGCAGGCCCCGUUCGAAAGCUUCGUGCCGCUGGCGGCGUUGGACAGGGACCGCGCGGCGCGCAAGGCGGCGCUGCGGGUCUUUGAGGAGCAGGUGAAGGCCAAAGAGUCGGAGCUCGCGCUGGACGUGGCGCGGCACUUCUUGGCCGAGGUCCCGGCAGAGACGCUGCAGGCCAUCGCUGAGAAGGCCUCGGGAUCGAUGGGCGGGGAGGGAGGGAUGGAGCAUCAUGGCACCCAGAAGGCCGAGAGCUGCUGGGCGCUUUUCCACGAGGUGAAACCUAUGGGAAAGUGCGAGGUGCAACCGGGCCCCAAACGGGCGCCCUUCAUUUCACGACGCGAAGUAUUCUCCCCGCUUCGAGCGGGCAAAGUCAGCCGAAGUCAGCGCAUUUGUAGCGCCGCGAUGGCGCUGGCGCUGUUCGGCCAGGAUGACAAGCCGAAGUGGUUCUUGGAUGAUCUCAAGAAGCAGCCGAAGAGCCUCACCAGCACCACCUGCGAGAUGCAGAUCAUGGGCUCCCAGGAGGCCCUCACCAUGCCCAUCCAGCAGAGCACCACGGUCCAUGAGCUGAAGAUGUACAUCGCCAUGAAGAUGGGCAUUGACCCCGGUAGCCUGACCUUCGUGAUGAAGCAGGGCUGCAGCUGGCGCGUGCAAGCCGACAACGAGGAGGCCGCGCGGAAGGUCUUCGUGAAGGGCAUCAGGUCCUUCUCCCGGGAGAGGCACGUCUGGCCCAACCCCAUCGCCAUCAUCGGCACCGGGCAUGCGGGACUUAGACAGGCGAUGUGGUUCAUCAAGAACCAGGAGUUCAACUUCGUGGUCUACGACCGGAAGGACCUGGUGGGCGGAACCUCCUGGAUCGACCAGGCUAACGAGACCUCCAAGCUGCAGACGGAGCUGGGCACCUACCACCUGCAGUACGAUGAGGACAACCCGGUGCCCAAGAACAUGAGCACCUGGCCCUCCACGGCGGAGCUGCUGCAGCACUUCCGCGAGGUGGCGGAGGAGUAUGGCGUGAUGCCGUACACCAAGAUGUGCACCAACGUGAAGGAGAUGACGAUCAAGGUGGGGACCAAGCAGGAGCAGCAGGCCGAAAUGGCGCAGAAGGGCCAGUCGUGGGUGACGCAGACCUACUCCUUGUUGCUGGAGCCUACCGACGGCACAGGCGACGGCCGGGGCGACCGCAUCGGCGAGACGGGGGAGCCCUGCUACCAGGCGGACCACUCCGCGGUGAUCAUGUACCCCGGGAACCUCACGCUGCCGAAGCGCACCGAGCUCAAGGGCGAGGACACCUUUGAAGGACCCAUCUCUUACGCCAUCAUGAACGACUUUGAUUACAAGGCGGUCACUGGCAAGCGAGUGGGCAUCUUGGGGCACGGGGCCUUCGCGGUGGAGAACCUGAGAACCUGCCUGGAGUACUCCUGCUCCAAGGCGUACAUGAUCUGCCGGCGGAAGAACUUGGCGUGCCCGCGGGUUGUGUCCUGGUACAUCAAUCAGUCGGUGCAUCCCAUCAACGGGCCGCUGACCAUGAAGUCCUUCCUGCCCGCGUACAACCUGCUGGGCUUCGACCCGUGGACCUACUACGCGGUGAUGUCCAAUGACAAGCGCACCACAGUGACCAUCGCGCAGAAGUCCCGGUUCGGCAUAGGGGACGUGUACUUCCUCGCCGUUUCCAUGGGCAUUUGCGAGGUCAUCGAGGAAGAUAUCAAGCGGGUCAGCCCCAACGCCAUCCACAUGCAGAGCGGCAAGAAGGCGGAGGUGGACGUAAUCCUGAAGCUCUACGGGUUUAACGGCAACUUCGAGGUCGACCGCCUCAUGAACGUGAAGACGAUGACCGGGUACUGGGUGGACGAGGACUUCCGGCGCUACCUCAUCGCGGAGCCCAUCGGAGUGAACGCCACCAACUUUGGCGGCACCAGCUUCUCCCCUGGGGUCCGUGUCUGGGUGGACUAUGUGGCCUACUUCCUGUGGUACCCGAAAGACUGGCCGGGUCUGCGUGACUGCGGCCUCCUGCCCAGACACUCGGCGGAGCCGGAGGCGGAUCGCCCUGCCUAUGUGGUGGACGCGCGUCACGGCACGCAGACCUCCAUGGGAUGCAGCGCGGGGGUGCCGGCGCUCGGGGAGCGGCAUGCCAACUUGAACGCCCUGAAGCGGCAGAAGCAGCUGGAGUGCCACCCCACCCGCAAGUACCUGGAAGAAUGCCGCACCGAGUGGGAGGAGUACGGAAAGAAGUUCAAGGCGCUGGGCGCGCCCAAAGAUUGCCCGCCCUACCCGUACACCUACAAGAUCGUGGAGAACCUGCUGGCGGAGAACGAGGCGGAUGCCGCGUCGAAGAUGAGAUAGCCUUUCUAUUCCCUGCGGGCCUGGCGCGCGAUCGGCAGGGCUGGGCAAUCGAUCCCCCUUG
Molecule: messenger RNA, 3280 nt
Organism: Effrenium voratum
Lineage: Eukaryota; Dinophyceae; Suessiales; Symbiodiniaceae
Source: the annotation of a GenBank genome assembly